Molecule: messenger RNA, 612 nt
Organism: Thamnophis elegans (Western terrestrial garter snake)
Lineage: Eukaryota; Metazoa; Chordata; Lepidosauria; Squamata; Natricidae
Product: olfactory receptor 488-like
Biological process (GO): G protein-coupled receptor signaling pathway
Cellular component (GO): membrane
Molecular function (GO): olfactory receptor activity
Source: RefSeq, a predicted model, not a curated record
AUGUCUUAUGACCGCUUUGUGGCAAUUUGUAGACCUUUGCUCUACAAUUCUAUUAUGAAUACAAAAUUUUGUUCCCAGAUUAUAGCUGGAAUAUGGAAUAGUUUGAUAUUCAAUAGCAUUCUUGUGGUUCUCAUGGAUCCAUUGCCCUUUUGUGGCUAAAAUGUCAUAGACCAUUAUUUUUGUGAUUUCCUUCCACUGGAGAAAUUGUCCUGCAGCAUAAAUAUUCUUGAACCCAUUGCCUUCUUCAUGACUGUUAUUUUUACAAUUGCCCCUUUUCUAUUGACUCUUAUCUCUUACAUCUGCAUUAUUGGCACCAUCAUAAAAAUGAAAUCCAACACUGGAAGGCAAAAAGCCUUUUCAACCUGCUCUUCUCAUCUCAUGGUAGUUUGCCUCUAUUAUGGCACAUUAAUCAUUGUCUAUGUGUUGCCAGACUCCCCCACUCUGAGACCUCUCAAUAAAAUCUUCUCCAUUUUUUAUACAGUGAUGACACCUUUGGUGAAUCCCCUAAUUUACUCUUUAAGAAACAAAGAUGUUCACAAAGCCCUAAGAAGGUUUUACAGCAAAGUGAUCAUUCUGGGCCAAACCUAUCCCAAACUAUCACUUGGUGCUUAA